Messenger RNA from Chaetura pelagica (chimney swift), 1812 nucleotides. RefSeq names its product ataxin 1-like (gene ATXN1L). The annotation marks the transcript as partial. The transcript has a single exon. Gene Ontology annotation, molecular function: RNA binding; protein binding. NCBI's taxonomy places the organism in Eukaryota, Metazoa, Chordata, Aves, Apodiformes, Apodidae. Gene Ontology annotation, biological process: regulation of DNA-templated transcription; anatomical structure development. The record is from RefSeq and is a predicted model, not a curated record. Gene Ontology annotation, cellular component: nucleus.
CCCGCCGCCUUCUCCCCCACGGGUCUGCACCCCGUGGUGAACGUGAGCCCCCUGCCCCCCGCCUUCAACGUCACCUCGCCGAUAAUCCAGCACCCAGGGGUGCCCUACCCUCCCAUCCACUACGCCCAGAUCCCUCCAGCCUCCCUGCAGCUCAUCGGCUCGCAUUACACGGUGCCCUAUGCUGUCCCUCCUGGCUUCCUGCCCAGCCCUCUCCUGUCUCCUUCCACCAGCCUGACGGCCUCUCUCCUCCCCCACUUUGUGCCAUACGCCUCUCUCUUCACGGAGGAAGCUGCCCCUUCCCCCCAGACUACCUCUCCUACCCACACCUUCAACAAAUCCGCUUCUGCAGUCUCUCCUUCUGGCCAGAUGCAGCACCACACUGGGACCCAGCCCUUAGAUAUUACACCAGGUAGAAUUCCUGUUUAUUAUCAGAUGUCCCACCUCCCACCUGGGUAUUCAGCAUACGAGGCACCUGCGGCAGGUAGAAGCCCAGAGUCUCCCCAGCAAGACAGCCAGCUGAGUUCAGAGGGAGCUGCUGCCAACGGUGGGCAGAGGCACCUGGAGCACAGUGUGGUGAGGAGGAGCAGCGAGGCUGCGGACGGUGCCAGCAGCAGGGCUGAGGACUGUCUGCCCGGGGCUGCGGCGGGAUGUGUGGCUGAUGGACAGCUCCUUUCAGGUUACCAGACGCUGGGAACAGAGGUCUCUGUGCCAGCUCACAGAAGCACCCCAGACGCUGAUCUGGAGGUUCAGAGGGUGGUGGGGGUGUUGGCGUCUCAGGAUUAUCAUGUUCUGGCAGCCCAGAGGAAAGAUGACCCGGGCCUUUUAAACCUUUGCCAUCACACCCCGGAUCAGCAGGGGGAGUCGAAGGAGGCGCUGAGGAACGCGGUAGAGAGGGCUGCUGCUCCUGAGAAAAGCCAGUCCAGGAGUCCAUAUGUCACCUCCCCUGAAGAGCUGGUCAGACAAAGACAGUUAACCAAAGGAAUGGUGAUAGCCAACGGCAAGCCAGUCCUGGUUCCUGUUGGAGCCGAGCCCAUCAGGUCUUCCGCUUCAGAAACCCUGGUGAGGCAGAACCCAGAGGCACAGGCUCGAGGAGUGCUGGAGAAGGACCUGGCCCAGCUGCAGCCACCCAGCUCCUCACACUUGCCCUCUCACUUCAUGAAAGGAGCCAUCAUCCAGCUGGCCACGGGAGAGCUGAAGCGGGUGGAGGACCUGCAGACCCAAGACUUUGUUCGCAGCGCGGAGGUGAGCGGGGGCCUGAAGAUCGACUCCAGCACCGUGGUGGACAUCCAGGAGAGCCAGUGGCCAGGGCUUGUCACACUGCAUUUUGUGGUUGGGGAGCAACAAAGCAAAGUGAGCAUUGAGGUGCCCCCGGAGCAUCCUUUCUUUGUGUAUGGCCAGGGCUGGUCCUCCUGCAGCCCCGGGCGGACCGCACAGCUCUUUGCUCUGCCCUGUCACCGGCUGCAGGUGGGCGACGUCUGCAUCUCCAUCAGUUUACAGAGCAUGAACGGCAGCUCCACGUCUCAGGCUUCCUGCCCCCUCGUGGAUCAGCUGGUGGUGACCAGGGAGAGGCCCGAGAGGACAGCUCAGGGGCCCUCAGAGCCGCCUGACAGGGCUGGUGGCAGGAAGAGCCAGGCAGCCAGGGAGGCGACAGAGCCCCCGCCCGAGGCUGGCAGCCAGCACAGCUGGGCAGCCACCGCCUUCCAAAGAUCGGGCGUGCGGGCGGAGGAGCCGCGGCCCUCCCUGCUCCGCCCCUCAUUCAUUCCCCAGGAGGUCAAGCUGUCGAUCGAAGGGCGUUCCAAUGCGGGGAAGUGA